This is a messenger RNA of Penicillium mononematosum, 1899 nucleotides long. RefSeq lists its product as uncharacterized. The record is from RefSeq and is a predicted model, not a curated record. The transcript has 4 exons. The coding region runs from base 1 to 1899 and encodes 632 amino acids. Gene Ontology annotation, molecular function: long-chain fatty acid transmembrane transporter activity; long-chain fatty acid-CoA ligase activity. Lineage: Eukaryota; Fungi; Ascomycota; Eurotiomycetes; Eurotiales; Aspergillaceae.
AUGGAUAUUGGUUCUAUCGCUGCCAGCGUUGCAGGGGCAAGUACGCUUGCCGCGUAUCUCAAUGCCAAGUUCCAUGUCACUAAGGAUGUGUCCAAUCUCAUGUCUGUAAAGCAAGGCGAGCGCGAAUAUGCGCGGGCGGUUCGCAACGGCCGUGGGAACCCUUGGUUCCUCUUCACCGAGACCGCGAAGAAGUACCCAAACAUGUCUUGCAUCUGGUCGCGCGAGGGCGCGUACACCUACACGCAGGUCCAGGGUCUAGCCUGCCAAUACGCCCACCUCUUCCUCUCUAUGGGUGUAAAACCAGGCGAACUCGUGGGACUCUAUCUGCAAAAUUGCCCUGAGUACCUUUUCGCAUGGCUCGGGCUUUGGAGUAUUGGCUGUGCUCCUGCGGCAAUCAACUAUCAUCUCGCGGACGAUGCGCUCCUCCACUGCUUGAAAAUCAGCGGGACCCGGUUGCUUUUGGUCGAUAACGAUGCCGAAUGCCGCCAGCGGAUAGAAGCCGCGAGGGAAAUCCUCGAAGGGGAACUGGGUAUGGAGCUUGUGAUGAUGGAUUCUGUAUUUCGCUCGUCUGUUUCGACCUAUCCAGCCACCUUCCCUCCUAUGGAGUACGCCCUAGACAUGCAAGGCUCGUUCCCCGCCAUCUUGAUCUACACUUCCGGUACCACCGGCAAACCUAAAGGCUGUGCUUUCACCAUGGCCCGUUUCUACGCGGGAAAGAGUCCACGGCGCCACUCGACGGGCGAUAGGGAUGGCCCUGAUGGCGACCGCUGGUACUGUGCCAUGCCAAUGUACCAUGGUACAGGAGGCCUAUCUCUUAUGUUUGCUCUGUGUACUGGCGUUAGGAUCGCUAUUGGCCGUAAGUUUAGCGUCCGCAACUUCUGGCGUGACGUCCGCGACUCGGACUCGACAUAUAUCGUCUACGUCGGUGAAGCAGCUCGGUACCUACUUGCAGCACCCCCGUCACCAGACGACCGCAAUCACCGAGUUCGUUGUAUGUAUGGCAAUGGACUUCGCCCAGACGUCUGGGAACGGUUCCGCGACCGCUUUGGAGUCGCGGAAAUUAUGGAAUUCUUUAACAGCACUGAGGGAAUGUUCAGCCUCUAUAACCAUAAUAACGGCCCUUAUACUGCUAACAGCGUCGGCCACCAUGGAGUCCUGUCGCGCUUGAUGCUGCGCAACGUUUUUGUGCCCGUGGAAGUCGAUCCGACGACAGGCGACAUUAUCCGUGAUCCCCGGACCGGCUUCGCGACCCGUCCACCCUAUAAGCAGGGUGGCGAGAUGCUCGUGGCCAUUCCCAACGAAACAUCCUUUCAGGGCUACUGGCAUAACCCGGAAGCCACGGCCAAGAAAUACAUCCGCGACGUCUUCCGCACGGGAGACUUGUACUACCGGACUGGAGACGCGCUGCGGCGCGAGGAUGACGGGCGAUGGUAUUUUGUGGACCGCUUGGGUGAUACGUUCCGAUGGAAGAGUGAGAAUGUAGCAACUGCCGAAGUCGCUGAAGUGAUUGGCUGCUUCCCGGGUGUCCAGGAAGCAAAUGUUUAUGGGGUAAAAGUCCCCAACCACGAGGGACGAGCCGGGUGCGCCGCGCUUAUGCUCGCCCCAGAGACAAAAGCGACCUUUGACUUCAAAGCCCUGGCGGCGUAUACGCGCGCUAAACUGCCGAAAUAUGCAGUCCCGGUAUUCCUGCGUGUCAUCGAGAGCCCAGUCCAUAUCGGCAACCAUAAACAGAACAAGGUGCCGCUACGCGACGAGGGCGUGGACCCGGACAAGGUGGGCACCAAGGUGAGCGACGGCAUGGAGGACCGGUUCCUUUGGCUGCCUCCUUGGGAGGAAGGAUACAUUGACUUCAACAAAGCGGACUGGGCAAAACUGACCGGUGGAGGUGCAAAACUGUAG